Molecule: messenger RNA, 5953 nt
Organism: Pseudophryne corroboree (corroboree frog)
Lineage: Eukaryota; Metazoa; Chordata; Amphibia; Anura; Myobatrachidae
Gene: PBRM1
Product: polybromo 1
Exons: 31
Coding region: 300-5597 (1765 amino acids)
Biological process (GO): chromatin remodeling; transcription elongation by RNA polymerase II
Cellular component (GO): SWI/SNF complex; RSC-type complex
Molecular function (GO): chromatin binding; protein binding
Source: RefSeq, a predicted model, not a curated record
CAAUAUCGCCGGUAGCUCCGCCUGUUGUCUCGCGUAUCCCCGCCCUUAGGCUGGCACCAGCCUUUCUGGAAGCCGCUGCUGUGCUCGCGCAGGUAGCCGCGCCCACAUGUUGGUGCCUGUAGCCCCGCCCACCUGUUGGCGCCUGUAGCCCCGCCCCUUAGUGCAGUGCUGUUGCUUGCUGCCCCCUGCUGGCCAGCCAGUGUGUUGACUCGCGGCCUGCCGCUCGGUGAUCGCAGCCAGCAGCGCGGCUCAUUGAUCUGUAUUUCGGGUUCAGGUACCGGCCGGUAUUUCGUGCAGCCAUGGCGACUCCAGCGUGGCAGCGGCAGCGCCUGCCCGGAUGGCGGCGGCGCUCGGACAACAUUGAACCCAUGAGCUCCAAGAGACGCAGAGCCACGUCCCCAUCCAGCAGUGUCAGUGGUGGAGACUUUGAUGAUUCCCCGCAUACCACAAGUACCCCAAACUCUGGCAGGAAAAGGAGGAGACUUGCUAAUGUGUCAACUGUGGAUCCAAUUGCCGUGUGCCAUGAACUUUAUAACACAAUCAGGGACUAUAAGGAUGAACAAGGUCGUAUACUGUGUGAACUCUUUAUUAGGGCACCAAAACGCAGAAAUUUGCCAGAUUACUAUGAAGUUGUCUCCCAGCCCAUCGACUUAAUGAAGAUCCAACAGAAAUUAAAGAUGGAGGAGUAUGAUGAAGUCAGCCUGCUUACUGCCGAUUUUCAGCUGCUUUUCCGGAACGCAAAAGCAUAUUACAAGUCUGAUACUCCAGAGUACAAAGCUGCAUGUAAAUUAUGGGAUCUAUAUCUACGCACAAAAAAUGAGUUUAUCCAAAAGGGCGACUGUGAAGAGGAUGAAGAGGAGGAGGAUGUACAGGACAGCGCAACGCCAGAAGGAGAUACUUCUCAAAAUUAUUUAAAGCCGAUCUUGGAACAGUUACUGGAAUCCAUUAGCACUGCUGCACACCCGAAUGGCAGACUGAUCAGUGAGCUCUUUCAGAAAGUUCCUUCUAAAGUGCAUUACCCAGACUACUACGCUAUAAUAAAAGAUCCCAUAGAUCUGAAGACCAUUGCUCAAAGGAUUCAGUCAUGUCAUUAUAAAAGUGUUAAUGCGAUGGCCAAGGAUAUUGAUCUGCUAGCAAAGAAUGCCAAAACCUAUAACGAGCCAGGUUCCCAAGUAUUCAAGGAUGCAAAUACCAUAAAGAAACUGUUUGCGCUUAAAAAGUCGGAAAUCGACUUUACAGAGUUUUCCAAGUCAAGUGUCCGUAUUAGGAACAAACGACCAGCGCAAGGGGAUAGACUGUCUGCUAUCACUAUGGCCUUGCAAUACGGGUCCGAGAGUGAGGAGGAUGCUUCUCUGAAUGCAACAACAUCUAUUCGCUUUGAAGAAGGCGAGUCGGAAGGUGAAAGCAUUACUUCUUUCAUGGACAUAUCUAGCCCAUUAUAUCAGCUUUAUGAGACAGUGAGAUCUUGUCGGAAUAACCAGGGUCAGCUGAUUGCAGAACCCUUCUUCCAUCUUCCAUCAAAGAAGAAAUAUCCAGAUUAUUACCAGCAAAUCAAGAACCCUGUCUCCCUGCAGCAGAUAAGAACAAAGCUAAAGAACCAAGAAUAUGAAAGUCUGGAUCACUUGGAAUCUGAUUUAAAUUUGAUGUUCGAGAAUGCCAAGCGCUAUAAUGUUCCAAAUUCUGCAAUAUACAAGAGAGUGUUUAAACUGCAACAGCUUAUGCAGGCGAAAAAGAAAGAGCUGGCUCGCAGAGACCUGGAUAUAGAGGACGGAGACAGCAUGAUUUCUUCCGCAACGUCUGAUACCGGUAGCGCAAAGAGGAAGAGCAAGAAGAACAUAAGAAAACAAAGGAUGAAAAUAUUGUUCAAUGCGGUCCUGGAGUCUCGGGAGCCGGUAACUGGCCGCCGCAUGUGUGAACUUUUUAUGUUCAAGCCGUCCAAAAAGGACUAUCCAGACUACUAUAAAAUUAUUCUAGAGCCUAUGGAUCUAAAAACGGUUGAGCACAACAUUCGUGCAGAGAAAUAUGCGACAGAGGAUGCGAUGAUGGAUGACAUGAAGCUAAUGUUUCGGAAUGCCUGGCACUACAAUGAGGAAGGCUCCCAGGUUUAUAAUGAUGCACAUGUGCUGGAGAAGGUCCUUAAGGAGAAAAAGAAAGAACUUGGUCCUUUGCUAGAUGACGAUGACAUGGCGUCUCCAAAACUCAAAUUAAGUAGAAAAAGUGGAAUUUCUCCAAAGAAAUCCAAAUAUCUGAGUCCUAUGCAGCAAAAAUUGAACGAGGUGUAUGAGGCGGUAAAGAAUUACACCGAUAAACGCGGCAGACGUCUCAGCGCCAUAUUUCUGCGACUACCUUCCCGCUCUGAGCUACCUGACUACUACUUGACUAUCAAAAGGCCUAUUGAUAUGGAGAAGAUAAGGAGUCACAUAAUGGCCAACAAGUACCAGGAUAUUGAUGCUAUGUGUGAGGACUUUGUGACCAUGUUUAAUAAUGCAUGCACUUACAAUGAGCCCGAGUCUCUAAUUUACAAAGAUGCUUUGGUGCUACAUAAAGUGUUAUUGGAGACCCGAAGAGAUAUUGAAGGUGACGAGGACUCCCAUGUCCCCAAUGUAACGUUGCUCAUCCAGGAGCUCAUACACAACCUCUUUGUGUCCAUGAUGAGCCAUCAGGAUGAUGAAGGAAGAUGUUACAGUGAUUCUCUGGCUGAAAUCCCUGCUGUUGAUCCCAAAUUUCCUAAACGCCCUCCUCUAACUUUCGAAAUUAUACGAAAAAAUGUGGAAAACAACCGCUACCGCCGGCUUGACCUAUUCCAGGAGCAUAUGUUUGAGGUUCUGGAGAGAGCACGGCGGAUGAAUCGGACCGACUCUGAAAUCUACGAGGACUCUGUGGAGCUCCAGCAGUUCUUUAUCAAGAUUAGGGAUGAGCUUUGCAAGAAUGGAGAGAUCCUCCUGUCUCCGGCCCUGAGUUACACCACAAAGCACCUUCACAAUGAUGUUGAGAAGGAGAAGAAGGAAAAACUGCCAAAAGAGCUUGAAGAAGAUAAGGCCAAAAGAGAGGAGGAGAAAAAAGAAGCAGAAAAGAGUGACGUUUCUGGCCAGUCUGGGCUGCACCGUACAUACAGCCAGGACUGCAGCUUCAAGAACAGCAUGUACCAUGUUGGGGACUAUGUGUAUGUGGAACCCGCAGAAGCCAUCCUCCAGCCACACAUUGUGUGCAUUGAGCGCCUCUGGGAGGACACUGCUGGUGAAAAGUGGUUGUACGGCUGCUGGUUCUAUCGUCCUAAAGAAACGUUUCAUCUCGCCACUCGCAAAUUCUUAGAGAAAGAGGUGUUCAAGAGCGAUUACUACAACAAAGUGCCUGUAAACAAGAUCCUCGGCAAAUGUGUUGUGAUGUUUGUGAAGGAAUACUUUAAAAUCUGCCCUGAAAACUUUAGAGAUGAAGAUGUGUAUGUGUGCGAAUCCCGGUAUUCAGCCAAAACCAAAUCCUUCAAAAAGAUUAAGCUAUGGACCAUGCCUAUCAGCUCGGUACGGUUUAGGCCUCGAGAUUUGCCUCUGCCUGUCGUACGGGUGGCCUCUGUGUUUGCGCUGAAGGAUAAGAUGGAUGAAGAUCUGCCCAGUGACAGCACCGAUGACAUCAAAGAAGAGGAUAUUACGAUAUGUUUGGAGAAGGAAAAGGAAGAUGUUCCCGUUGAUAUGCCCAAUGGGGAACCUGGUUGCUUCUACUAUGAGCAGCUUCGGUACAAUGACAUGUGGCUCAAGGUUGGGGACUGCGUGUUUAUUAAAUCUCAUGGAUUAGUCCGACCAAGAGUGGGCAGAAUAGAAAAAAUGUGGCUUCGGGAUGGAGCAGCUUAUUUCUUUGGUCCAAUAUUUAUUCAUCCUGAGGAGACUAUUCACGAGCCAACCAAAAUGUUCUACAAGAAGGAAAUGUUCUUGAGUAAUUUAGAAGAGACCUGUCCCAUGACCUGCAUUUUAGGAAAGUGCGGUGUACUAUCAUUCAAAGACUUUCUGUCUUGUCGUCCUACCGAAAUCCCUGAAAAUGAUGUACUGCUUUGUGAAAGUCGGUAUAAUGAGAGCGACAAGCAGAUGAAGAGGUUUAAAGGCCUGAAAAGAUUUUCCUUGUCUGCCAAAGUUGUAGAUGAUGAAAUUUACUACUUCAGAAAACCUAUUAUUCCCCAAAAAGAGCCAUCUCCCCUCUUGGAAAAGAAGAUCCAGGAUCUGGAAGCAAAAUUUGCCGAAUUGGAGGGUGGUGAUGAGGAGAUUGAAGAUAUGGUGGAAGAGGAGGGAGAGAUCUUGGAAGCCCCAUCUCUCCCACAGCUCCAAACUCCCAUGUCUGGUGAAUUAGAGCUCAUGCCAUACACCCCCCCGCAGGCCACCGCCGUGCUUUCAAGCUCCCCCCGAUGUACCGACGACCUGACGCCAGGGGUCAGGCUGCCCUCCCCUUCCUCAUUGACGCAAAAGGGGAACCUAACAGAGGCAGAGCCCAUUGAAAAACCCAGUGACAGACAAACGAAAGAUGGCGACCCAGGGGAGACAGUGGACAGCAAAUUACCCAAACAGGUUUUAGACAACGGAAAGUCGACGCCUAAGUCUGGCAAGAACAGCACUAAGAAAGAAGGAGGGAAGAGGAAGAUUAAUAUGAGUGGUUACAUCCUGUUCAGUAGUGAAAUGAGGGCAGUUAUAAAAGCCCAACAUCCUGACUACUCAUUUGGUGAACUUAGUCGGCUAGUAGGAACUGAGUGGCGGAACCUUGAGGCAACCAAGAAAGCAGAUUAUGAAGAACGUGCCGCCAAAGUGGCAGAGCAACAAGAGAGAGAGAGAGCUGCCCAGCAACAACAACAACAACAGCAGCAGCAGCAGCAGCAGAACUCCUCUCCCCGAGCCGGCACACCUGUGGGAGCUCUUAUGGGUGUUGUUCCUCCGCCAACACCAAUGGGGAUGCUCAAUCAGCAGAUGACACCGGCCCCAGGUAAACAAGGCAUGAUAGGGGUCUACCCGCCUGGCCUGCCACACAUGCAGGGCUCAGUUGAUGGCAUUAUUAGCAUGGGCAGCAUGCAGCCUCAUCUUCAUGGGGUGAUCCCACCCCCCCACCUCCUUCCACCAGGUAUACCAGGCAUUUCGGGCAUUCCGGGCAUCCCGCUGCAGGGGGUGAUGGCACAAGGAGUGACUUCCAUGGUAGGAUCACCUGCAGCUGGAAAUAAUCCUUACAAUCAGCAGAUGGGACUACUAGUGCCACAAGGUCAACAGGCGCCACCACCUUAUCCUGGUCAAAAUCAAGUUAGUCAGCCGGUCAUGCAGCAGCCUUCAACCCCAGUGUUUGUGGCACCCCCUCCUAGGACGCAGAGGGUACUUCAUUCAGAAGCCUACUUGAAAUACAUUGAAGGGUUAACAGCUGAGUCUAACUGCAUCAGCAAAUGGGACAAGACUCUUUCAGCUCGAAGACGAGAUGUCCAUUUGUCCAAAGAACAGGAGAGUCGACUUCCUUCUCACUGGUUGAAGAGCAAAGGGGCCCACACAACCAUGGCCAAUGCAUUAUGGCGUCUUCGAGAUCUCAUGCUUAGGGACACCUUAAAUAUCCGCCAGGCGUACAGCCUUGAAAAUGUCUAAUUUCACACCAUGGUUUCCUUCAUACCAAGAUAAUAAGUUUUGUGGAACAAUUGAUGUUUUUAGUGACUGGAGAGAACCAGGCAAAUAUUUUUUAUUGCAUUUUCUGUACAUUGUAAGACCAUUUUGAUAUAAGUACAUUUUUAAUAAGCUUAUUUUGAUUGUGUUGUUUUUUUUUUUUUGUAUUAAGUUGAUGUCAAUACAAGAUUUUUACAUCUCUUCAGUUGUGUUUUUGGGGUUUAGUGUCAGGGAUGCUCAUUGGAGAUUGGAGAGUCGGAUACACUGUUUUUUAUUGUUGUCGUGGAUUAGGCUGUACCACACAAUGCCAUUAUUUUAAAUUAAAUAUUUUUGUCACUACA